Falco peregrinus (peregrine falcon) is the source of this 10900-nucleotide messenger RNA. RefSeq names its product multiple PDZ domain crumbs cell polarity complex component (gene MPDZ). Lineage: Eukaryota; Metazoa; Chordata; Aves; Falconiformes; Falconidae. The record is from RefSeq and is a predicted model, not a curated record. Bases 619 to 7050 code for a protein of 2143 amino acids. Gene Ontology annotation, molecular function: protein binding. The transcript has 50 exons.
GCCGGCGGCCGGCCGGCGGGGCAGCCCCGCCGCAGGAGGCACGGCACCCCCGGCAGAGGCGGCCCGCCGCUGCCGCCCUCACCUCACGGGCAAACCGCCUGCCUCGGAGGCCGGUGAGGCAAAGCCAGGGCGGCCCAGCUCCUCGGCGUCCUCCCCGGCGAGGCGUGCGCUCCGCCGCCCAGCCCCUCCGCCGCCGUGCCUGCAGCCGGGGAGAGAGAAACUUCGCUGGAAGAGCUGCGAGCCGCCGCGCCGCGGCGGGGAGGGCGCGGGCCGGGGAAGCCCCCAAACGUGCCCCCCCUCGACACCUCCGCCCCCCGCUGCCGGGAUGCGGCUGCAGCCCCGCCCGCCCCAGCCAGCCCCGGGGGGCGCCGCUCCCGGAGACCCACCGCGGGGGGGUCCGCGCCCGGGCCGGGCCGGGGGGGCUGCGGGGCAGGAUUAGGUUUCAGACCGCCGGGGCGUGCCUGAGCGCGCUUCCCCCGCGGCGCGACUCGGCGCCGUUACUUGGGGGCGAGAAGGACGAAGGCGGAGAGCGGGGCCGGGCAGGGAGACCCGCCGAGCUGCCGGGAGAAAUACUGUAUUUCUUACCAUUAUUGGAAUACAAGCUGAGAAGCAGAAAACAUGUUGGAAACAAUUGAUACAUAUCGGGCCCUUCAGGCCAUGGAACGCUUACAGGCAAAACUUCGGGAUCGAGGUGACAUUGCAAAUGAAGAGAAACUGAGCUUAUUAAAAUCAGUGCUGCAGAGUCCUCUCUUUAACCAAAUUCUCAACCUUCAGACUUCUGUUCAACAACUGAGAGAUCAGGUAAAUAUUACACCUUCCAUACAUUCCACUGGUGAAUUCCCCCAGCUUCUCCAUCAUGGUGUGAAUUUGGGGUCCUUGCCCCAUAAUGAGUCGUAUUUGUUGGCUCAGCAGAAUGGCAGCUCAGCUAAAGUGCUAGAAGCAUCAAUGAGAUCUGUUACACCUCAGAUUAAUGGGAAGUCCUCAAGUGAUGACUUUGAGCAGCUGAUCAGAAAUAUGUCCCAGGGUCGGCUUGUUGAGACUAUUGAGCUUGUUAAACCUAUAAGUGGUGGUCUGGGCUUCAGUGUCGUGGGACUCAAGAGCGAAAACAGGGGUGAACUAGGAAUAUUUGUGCAAGAAAUCCAGGAAGGAAGUGUGGCACAUAGAGAUGGAAAGCUGAAGGAAGCAGAUCAAAUCCUUGCUAUUAACGGACAAGCCCUUGAUCAGACAAUUACACAUCAACAGGCUAUCAGCAUCCUACAGAAAGCAAAAGAUAAUGUCCAGCUAGUUGUGGCCAGGGGCACUUUCCCUCAGCUCAUCAGUCCUGUAGUUUCCCGGUCUCCAUCUGCUGCUAGCACAGUUUCAGCCCAUUCCAACCCGGUUCACUGGCAGCACGUGGAGACCAUUGAGUUGGUGAACGAUGGCUCAGGUCUGGGAUUUGGGAUAGUGGGAGGGAAGUCAACUGGAGUGAUUGUUAAAACCAUCCUCCCAGGAGGGGUGGCUGAUCAGCAUGGGAGAUUGUGUAGUGGUGACCACAUCUUGAAAAUCGGUGAUACAGACCUUGCUGGAAUGAGCAGUGAGCAGGUGGCACAAGUUCUGAGACAGUGUGGAAAUCGAGUGAAACUGGUAAUUGCAAGAGGUCCUAUUGAGGAGCCACCUCUACCAGCAGUCCCUCCAGGGACGCCAGUACCCAUCUCCAUGCCAGGGAAGCAGGCAGAUGCUUCGGUUGAUAGCUGUGAAGAUGGAGAGAAAUUUAAUGUUGAGCUUACUAAAAACAAUCAGGGAUUAGGAAUAACUAUUGCUGGUUACAUUGGAGACAAAACGUCAGAACCUUCUGGUAUUUUUGUGAAAAGCAUUACAAAAGGCAGUGCGGUUGAACAUGAUGGCAGAAUCCAUGUGGGAGAUCAAAUCAUAGUUGUGGAUGGAACAAAUCUUCAGGGUUUUACUAAUCAGCAAGCGGUUGAUGUUUUGCGGCACACGGGACAAACAGUUCGGCUCACUUUGAUCAGAAGAGGGGUUAAGCAGGAAAAUCGUAUUCAGCCCCAGGAGGACUUCAGUACUGCUGUUGAAAAGGACUUACUGUUCCAAACAAUGGAUAGUAGCACAGACAAAGAUAACAGUGAAACAGAACAGGGAUCCCCAUCACUGCCGUGCAGUGCCAGUGUGGUAAAUACUGGAGAGGACAUGAAACAACAGGAAACAGGUUUCCAGCUAACCACUACAGAAGAAGCAGCUGUGAAGGCAAAGUGGCAAACGAUUAUGGGUUCGAAUUAUGAAAUAGUGGUGGCUGUAGUUAACAAGUUUAGUGAAAGCAGUGGGUUAGGGAUAAGCCUUGAAGCUACAGUGGGACAUCAUUUCAUCAGAUCUGUCUUGCCAGAGGGGCCAGUUGGACGAAGUGGCAAGCUGUUCAGUGGAGAUGAGCUGCUGGAAGUGAAUGAGAUCUCUUUGCUUGGAGAAAACCACAAGGAUGUGGUCAGUAUCUUGAAAGAGCUGCCUAUUAAGGUGAUAAUGGUGUGCUGUCGUCCAGUACCUCCCCCUGUCACUCACCCAGAAGUACUGGAGAGGCUAAGUCCGUCCGAGGUUCAGCUCACAGAAAAGGCUCACAUAGAACUUGGAUUCAUUGGCUCCUCAGACACAGAGGGAACAGCUUUGGAAACAGCUGACGAGGGUCAGAGUACGGAAGAGGUGCAAAGCUCGUCUUUGGCAAUGUGGGAAACAGAAGUACAGCACAUUGAGCUGGAGAAGGGGAGUAUGGGACUUGGAUUUAGCAUACUGGACUACCAGGAUCCAGUUGAUCCAGCAAACACUGUAAUUGUGAUUCGCUCAUUAGUUCCUGGGGGUGUGGCUGAGCAAGAUGGCAGACUUCUUCCUGGAGAUCGGCUUAUGUUUGUCAACGAUAUCAACUUGGAAAAUGGGAGCCUGGAGGAAGCAGUACAAGCACUGAAAGGAGCCCCACCAGGAACAGUUAAAAUAGGAGUUGCCAAACCACUGCCUCUUUCACCAGAGGAGGGCUGUGUCUCUGCUAAGGAAGAUUGCUUUUUCUACACUGCCCAGUCCCUUGAGGAGGAGGGGCCAGCUGAUGCAGCCCUCUUCCAUGCUGAGCUGGCUCUGGUGGACUCCAGCGAGGCAGAUCUAGUGGAUGAGUCCACCUUUGAAUCGCAGUAUUCUCUAGAGAGUGACGUCUUCCAGGCUUCAAUGAUAGCUCUGCAUGGCAGUGCCUGUAGCGGUGAGCUGAACUACAGCUUCUCUCUUCCGUUGUCAACUCCCAAGUCUGUUGGAGAGGAGUGUUCAAAUGCUGCAGCUGAUUACGAUGUGUCUGACAAGAAUCUGUACAACAUGGAUCUGAAUCAGAGAGGGAGAGAACAAAAGUCCGUAGCGGGCAGUAGCCUGGAAACUGCAACUGGUUUUACCCAAAAGGAUCUUCUGUCUCUGAGUGUUCCGGAUAUCAACCAAAAUGAAAGUGAAAACACAGCAACAUGGACUGGAUCUCAGACAACAGCAGAAAUUCCACUAAGUGCAAGCCUUGCCACUACCAUGCAACUUGAUCCCACUGGAAAAGAUCAAAUGCUUUUAAUGGAGAAGAAAUGCCCAGUAUCUUUGGAGGGAAGUUCCACAACCCUAAAUCCAGUCAAAAACAUGUAUGAGAUGACCAUCACUAUUGCAAAAGGCAAUUCAAGUCUAGGGAUGACAGUAAGUUCCAAUAAAGAUGGCUCAGGAAUGAUAGUCCGCAGUGUCAUCCAUGGAGGCUCAAUAAGCCGUGAUGGACGGAUUGGUGUAGGGGACUGCAUCCUGUCCAUUAAUGAAGAGUCAACCACUAACUUAACCAGUGCACAAGCCCGGGCUGUGCUGAGGAGGCAUUCGCUCAUUGGACCAGACAUAAAAUCUUCUCCAGCACCUGCUGAUGAUCAGGCCCUCUGUUAUGUUAUUACAUAUGUGCCAGCAGAAAAUUUAGACGAGUACAGGGCCAGUUUGGGACAACAGACAGAGGGAGCUGUGCCACUUGAACUUUUUCCUUCACAUACUGUCAGCAGGGAACUCCCAGAGCUUCCAGAACGUGAAGAGGGGGAGGGAGAAGAAAGCGAACUUCAAAAUGCAGCUUUCAGUAACUGGAACCAGCCCAGAAAGGUUGAACUCUGGAGAGAGCCUAGCAAGUCACUGGGGAUCAGCAUUGUUGGAGGACGAGGGAUGGGGAGCCGCCUGAGUAAUGGAGAAAUGAUGAGAGGGAUCUUUAUCAAGCACAUCCUGGAAGACAGCCCAGCCGGCAAAAAUGGAACACUGAAAACUGGAGAUCGGAUUGUGGAGGUGGAUGGAAUUGACCUCAGAGAUGCCAGCCACGAACAAGCUGUGGAAGCCAUACGGAAGGCAGGCAAUCCUGUAGUCUUUAUGGUACAGAGCAUUAUAAGCAGACCAAGGCCAGAGUCUCUUUAUAGCCCUUCUUCAGCUUCUGCUCCCUGUGGGCAGAAAACUACUAAUCCAUUUUAUCAUCAGUCAUCUAAGAACCCUUCCCUGCCUUUCCCGCAGAACAGUCUUUUCUGUAGGCCAGCUGUCUUCAGCAGCACUAACCCGUUUGCCGAUUCUUCUCAGUUCAACAUUAGCAAGGAGGUAUCGAAUCCAAUUAGGGUUACCUUCCGUUGUUCCCCAACUAACCCUUUUGCUCCCACACCAUUCAAGGCAUUUGGUCCAUCCGAUCCAGAGCCAGAAAAGACUUCACUUUGUAACUUGCCUCUGCCUCCUCCGUCAGCAUUUUCAGGAAUGAGCUGUGAUGUUGCACAGUCAUCUUCGAGCAGAGUCUCAGAGGAUGUGGAGAAAGAGGAUGAGUUCGGUUACAGCUGGAAAAAGAUCAUGCAGCGCUAUGGAAAUCUACCAGGGGAGCUACACAUGAUUGAGCUGGAAAAAGGAAGGACAGGUCUGGGACUUAGUCUUGCUGGUAACAAAGACCGGUCCAGGAUGAGUGUCUUUAUAGUGGGAAUUGAUCCAAAUGGAGCAGCUGGAAAAGAUGGCAGGUUACAGAUUGCAGAUGAGUUACUAGAGAUAAACGGGCAAAUACUCUAUGGAAGGACUCACCAGAAUGCUUCCUCAAUAAUCAAAUGUGCACCAUCUAAAGUAAAAAUAAUCUUUGUCAGAAAUAAAGAUGCAGUAAAUCAGAUGGCUGUUUGCCCUGCGAGGUCAGUAGAGUCUUCCCAGUGUACGUCAGGAACACUUCAACAUCAAGAGAUUGAUAUCAGUGCUGCAAACUCCAGUGCUUGUUCUGACUUCAGUUCAUGUAAAAACAUUCAAUAUGUGGAACUCCCUAAGGAUCAAGGAGGCUUUGGAAUUGCCAUUAGUGAAGAAGACACAAUUAAUGGAGUAGUUAUUAAGAGUUUAACAGAUCAUGGUGCAGCAGCAAAGGAUGGACGAAUCAAAGUUGGAGAUCAGAUCCUGGCAGUGGAUGAUGAAAUUGUUGCAGGAUAUCCAGUAGAAAAGUUUAUUGGUCUGCUGAAGACAUCCAAAACUAUGGUGAGGCUUACAAUCAACUCAGCAGAGACAGACAGUCUGACUGCAGCACCAGUCCCUUCCAGCGCUGCCCCAGCAGAGAGGAGGAAUACGCAGCCAUCAGCAACUUUCCCCUCUUCCAGCUCACCAGAACCAGAAGCAGUCAAAAACACAAGUAGAUCUUCAACUCCAGCCACGUUAGCCUCUGACCCAGCUACUUGUCCCAUCAUUCCUGGAUGUGAAACAACAAUUGAUAUCUCCAAAGGGCGGACGGGUCUUGGCCUGAGCAUUGUUGGAGGAGCAGACACUUUGCUGGGAGCAAUCAUUAUCCAUGAAGUCUAUGAAGAAGGAGCAGCAUCAAAAGAUGGGAGACUGUGGGCUGGGGAUCAGAUAUUAGAGGUGAAUGGGAUUGACCUCAGGAAUGCCACACAUGAUGAAGCGAUAAAUGUCCUCCGACAGACUCCACAGAAAGUUCGUCUGACUGUGUACAGAGAUGAAGCCCAGUACAAAGAGGAAGACAUGUACGAUGUACUCAAUAUAGAGCUCCAAAAAAAGCCUGGCAAGGGGCUUGGGCUGAGUAUUGUUGGGAAAAGAAAUGAUACAGGGGUGUUUGUGUCAGACAUCGUCAAAGGAGGAAUAGCAGAUACAGAUGGGAGGUUGAUGCAAGGAGACCAGAUACUGACGGUGAAUGGAGAAGAUGUUCGAAAUGCUAACCAGGAGGCUGUUGCAGCUUUGCUAAAGUGUUCAUUAGGUAUGGUAAGACUAGAGGUCGGAAGAAUAAAAGCUGGACCAUUCCACUCUGAGAGGAGGACAUCCCAGAGCAGCCAGGUCAGUGAAGGAAGCGGCAGUCUCUCAUCAUUCAGUUUCCCGGUUUCUGGGUCCAGUGCACCUGAAGUCUUUGAAAGUGGUCUAAAGAAGAAUACCACAGCUUCUGAAAUACAGGGACUGAGAACAGUUGAAAUAAAAAAGGGCCCUGCAGAUUCACUAGGAGUGAGCAUUGCUGGAGGUGUAGGAAGUCCUCUUGGAGAUGUACCUAUAUUUAUUGCCAUGAUGCAUCCAAAUGGAGUUGCAGCUCAGACUCAGAAACUGAGAGUUGGAGACAGGAUUGUUAGCAUCUGUGGAACAUCUACUGAGGGCAUGACUCACUCCCAAGCUGUUAGUCUCCUAAAAAAUGCUUCAGGCACUAUUGAGUUGCAGGUUGUAGCUGGAGGAGAAGUGACUGUCAUAACUGGUCAGCAGCAGGAUCCACCUACGUCCAAUCUUUCCUUUGUGGGACUAACUUCAACUGGCAUUUUUCAGGAUGAUUUAGGACCUCCUCAGUACAAGACCAUUACUCUGGAUAGAGGACCAGAUGGCCUAGGUUUUAGUAUUGUGGGUGGUUAUGGCAGUCCCCAUGGAGACUUACCCAUUUAUGUGAAGACGGUGUUUGCAAAGGGUGCAGCAGCAGAAGAUGGACGCCUGAAGAGGGGGGAUCAAAUCAUUGCUGUGAAUGGGCAGAGUUUAGAAGGGGUGACCCAUGAGGAAGCGGUGGCUAUUCUGAAAAGGACAAAAGGAACAGUCACUUUGACUGUUUUGUCAUGAACUGGGUGCCCAAAGGAGUAGGGUCAGUAAGACUAUGUUAUUUACAUUCCGCAUAGCAAAGAGAAUGGAAGUGUUUGUAUAGCCUUCUUGCGCUUCCAGCUUCACAGGAUUGCGUUACACAACACUGAAGAAAAAUAAUGUUUGACCAUAUUUUUAUAUACAAUAGAAGUAUUUCUUUUACUGUCAAACCACUGGGAUGGAGUUAUGUCAGCUAUGGAAAGACAUGGAUAUUUUUCCUAUUAGUAUUAUAAUGAAUGCUUGUAAGCCACCAAAACGAAAAAGGAAUGUUUGAAUUCAUAACCAUGCCACAAAACUGGAAUGUUUUGCUAAGAGACUUUGGAUAUUUGAAGUAUGUUGGAAAAAUGGUAAAGUCACCAAGUCAACAAGGGGCUGCCAUGGGCAGCAGUAGUCAGAAAACAGAAAUAAGGUUAUUGAAGAAAUAAUAAAGUAUUAACAAAAUAAGGAAUUUUGGGAAAAGAAGGUAAAGUGUGUAAUUUGGAGGCAGAUGAUUAAUGAACUCAGAUGGUUUUUUGUAUUAUUUCACAAUGGCCAAGUAGAAGGAGCUAGGUGGGCAACUUGAGUAGCAUUUUUUGCUUGUCUGUUUGUGUGUUUGUAUUUCCUAAGUCAUGGUAUAUCCAGAAAGAGAAAACUGUGGUUUAGUUUGGCUUAGGUUUGAGGGUUUGGUUGGGGGUGUUUUUUUUGCGGCAAGGGGUGUGGGUGUGGGUGGGCGAGUGGGUGUGUGAAUGGGUGUGUGUGUGUGUUUGUUUUGAAGGGAGAGGACUUGUGCUCAGGGCUUAGGGCAAAAUCCGUUUGCUAGCGCAAACUACUCCUGGUGAAUGAGAGAGCCCAGCAACUGCAGUAUUAGAAGAACUAGACUUACGUAGUACUACUGUUUUGUAGCCUGUAUGGGUGUGAAAGCAACCUUCCUGACAUGACGUGUGUAAGCGAAGGCUGUCCUCCUCCCAUGUGCAAGAUUAACUACAGGCUCAGUGCAGACGUUUCAGUGAACUGCUUGAAUCAGAGCUACAAACUGCUCAGGGCAGGUUUACUUAGCUGCAGACAGACACUUGUGGAUACUGGUUAAGCCAAGGUGGAAGGUGAUGUUACAGUGUUGCUGCCAUUACCCGCAAAGGUAGAGUCCUUGUUGGACUGAGGAGGACUGAAACCAGGAGCUGAGGUGGGUGAAAGGAUGAAAAAAUGUCCCAGUGCAGUUGCAUAGGAAGACAGCAGUUAAGAUCUUUCUGCAUCAGCAUUAAGGUAUGCAGAUAUCUUAAGGGCUAGAUGAUGUGGCAAGAGGAUGCAACCAGGCUCUUUUCAGUAGUGUGAAGCAACAAGCACAAACUGUAACACAGGAAGUUCCACCUGAAUGAAAAACCUUUUUACUUUGAGAGUAACAGCACUGGAACAGGCUGCCCAGAGAGGCUGUGGGGUCUCCUUCUUUGGAGACAUUCAAAACCCACCUGGAUGUGACUGUGCAACCUGCUGUAGGUGAACCUGCUUUAGAAGGGGGUUGGACUAAGACUUCCAACCCUGAACAUUCUGUGAUUCUGUCAUUAAGCAGAAGAGAUUUGAGGGCCACAAGUAUUGUUUUGGGGCUUUUAAUUUUAGAGGCACAAAUAAAAUACAGUGACUAGUAAGUACAAUGCAACCAUGGAGCUAUUCUUUGGGCAGCAGUGUGGUCUGUAAAUUUAUCAACAACCUCAGUUUUAUAAGUUGGGAUCCUCACUAAAACUUUAUCCAAAAAAUGCACCCACUGAAACCCUCAGCUGAUUGUAGCCUGCCUUUGCCUCUGCUUCUUCGAAGUGGCUCUUAGGAAUCUGGCAGAUAAAACACACCUUGCCUGUGAUUCACCUUCCUGCAGGAAAACUUUACCAAGUCUUUUGAGGGAGAAAGAUACCUAGCUAAUUAGCAUGCUAAUUAGCAGCAAGACCCCUUGUGUUAGUUAGGAAAAACAAUUGUAGCAAGAAGGCCACCAUGUCAGUUGUCAUUUAAGAGAAAUUUGAACUGAAAAUGCAGGCAAUGGUCAGGCUGUUAUUAGGAGAAGGUACAAAAGAAUAACAUUUUUUUUAGUGGGACACCAGAACAGUAUUAGGAAUGUCUAUGAAAUAUUAUUAACAAAUUCAUAGUUUCAUCUAACUGAAUUUACUAAAAAAACUCACUGUGUUUGUCUUUUUAACUAUUCUAGAAGAUAACAAUGUGGCAGGCUAAGACAAAAGAAAACAGAUGGUCAUUACUAGAUGCUGUUAUUACUGAAUUGCUCUUCUAUACUUAUUCCUUGGUUAGAGUGAGAAAUGCCUACAUUAUAGUUUGUAAAGUCACCUUAAAUAGUAUCUAUAUUUGUAACAGAAGUAGCAUAGAGAUAUUUUGUUGCUGCUGUUGUGUCUAAAUGGAGGAUUUGGAAUAAAUUGCAAACUGUCAUGAUGAAGAAAUAAAGUCACAGGUGUGUUUCUGGUUGCUUUACAAUGGCAUGCAUGCAUUGUUCAUUCUGUUGUGAAAGAUUAAUUCAAAACAAUUUGAUAUAAAAAAAAAGGCAUUACUCAUUAUGUGAACCUUAAAGCACCUGCUUAAUACUGCUUUCUGGUCAGUCAAUUUUUUUGAUUUUCAGAUAGGUAGGUAGUAACAUUUUUUACUAUUAUUAUUACAUAAAAGGAGUAUUUGACUUAUGUACCAUAAAUUUUAGCUGUGUUCUUUGCUGAGAGUGCUAUAUUGGAUUUUUUAAGUGCUUGCAGUUAGAUGUCCAGUUUACCUAUAGACAGACAAAAGUGAGAGGUGUUUGUCUUAGAUGGGACCUUUAAUUUGUCAGCACUUGUUAAUGUUUUCUGGUAUUUCAUCCUUUGGCAGUUUAUUAGUUUAGAUUAUACGUUGUUAAGUGUAGUUCAGUUUAGUUAGAGAGCAAGAGCACACUUUUGACUGAGCAAGGUAGGCAUUAUAGCUAAAAGGGAGUGAAUGUUCUUAGUGAGUGUUUCUGUGGGGUGUGGGUUACCCUUUUGAGACUCUCAGCACUGGUCAGCAACAGUGUCACAGUUUGCUGUAUUUUCAUUACAUUUUUUUAUGCUGCUCACUGUUCAUAGCCACAGAAGAGUGCACGAUACCAGGACUAGGAAGACUGAGACCGCAGGGUACAUUCUCAGGAGGCUUUAUCAGGUUUCUACUACUGUACCAGAUGGAGAUAAGAGAGCCGGAGUUUCUUGUUGGGCAUCUCACAUGAGUGCUUAGGCUGAGGCAUAUUAAAGGUCUUUGCAGGCUUUCAAGAAGUACUUUCAAGUACCUUCUCAUCAUAGGAGUGCCAUAGCCACGGCAUCCAGCACUUCAGACUUUCACAUUAUUGGGGAUUUUACAAAAAACAAUGGGAGCAGCACCUUGGGACUGAAGGAAAUUAGUUAUUCUCUGGUUUGGGAGAUUUUUUGUCUAAAACUGUCAAAGACAUAUAUACUUUGUUUUGGCUUGAAAAAAAAAAAUUUCAUUACUCAGUGCUAAAUGUGAAUAUGUCUGUUGGGAGUAGAAAGGUCAGUGUUGCAGAUGAGUUGCUUGAAUAUAAUCCUAAUGGUUAAAGCAGCAAAUGUUCACUGAAAUUCCUGUUUGUGACAGGAACCACUGAGCUCAGGUGAUAAUAAAGAUUGUCAUAUGGGGAAAGCAUUAACCUUUGUUACUGUCACUAAGACCAGAAAAAGGUUACAAGUGAUAGUGUUCAUAUUUUUGUCUUGCUUUUUUAGUAAGUCCACACCAACUCUUUUUCCCAGAUUUUAUGUUUUCUCCCAAGUGUAAAGUGUCUGCAAAGAGCUAAUAAGUUGUUACUCUUCUGAUACUCUUGGAAUAAAAAAAAAAAAUUGCUCAGUUAUUGUUUCAACUA